Rubroshorea leprosula is the source of this 3536-nucleotide messenger RNA. The record is from the annotation of a GenBank genome assembly. NCBI's taxonomy places the organism in Eukaryota, Viridiplantae, Streptophyta, Magnoliopsida, Malvales, Dipterocarpaceae.
AUCAACAUUUCUGUUUCUCAAAUCGAAGGACAGACAGCGCCCUGCUCCAUCGAUAGACAAACCCCUACAGCGAUGGCAAGACGGAGAGAUGAUGAAGACGAUGAGUUUGAAGAUGAAGACUACGAAGAAGAGCAGGUGAUGGACGACGAGGAAGAGGAUGAAGAAGAGGAGGAGGAGAGAGGUAGGUCGAGCAGGAAGCGCGGAAGAUCAAAUUUCAUUGACGAUGUUGCGGAGGAAGACGAGGAGGAGGAAGAAGACGACGAUGAUGAAGAUUUUGGGGGGAGACGGCAGAAGCCUAAGCGCCGGGCUUCUCAAUUUUUUGAUCUUGAGGCACAGGUGGAUAGCGAUGAGGAAGAGGAAGAAGAGGAGGGAGAAGACGAUUUCAUAGUUGAUGGUGGUGCUGAUGUACCGGAUGAUGAUGAUGGUAGAAGGAUGCAUCGCCGUCCAUUACUGCCCCGCGAGGAUGAACAGGAGGAUGUUGAAGCUCUUGAGAGAAGAAUUCAGGCAAGAUAUGCCAGAUCAAGUCAUGCAGAGUAUGAUGAGGAGACCACUGAAGUAGAUCAGCAAGCCCUGUUGCCUUCAGUAAGGGAUCCAAAGCUGUGGAUGGUGAAAUGUGCGAUUGGACGUGAACGCGAGACAGCUGUCUGCCUGAUGCAAAAGUGUAUUGACAGAGGAUCUGAAUUACAAAUCAGAUCAGCUAUCGCCCUUGAUCACCUCAAAAACUACAUUUAUAUUGAAGCAGACAAGGAAGCCCAUGUGAGAGAGGCUUGCAAGGGUCUGCGUAACAUAUUUGGUACGAAAAUUAUGCUUGUUCCAAUAAAAGAAAUGACUGAUGUUCUUUCAGUUGAAAGUAAAGCGAUUGAUCUGUCUAGAGAUACCUGGGUCAGAAUGAAGAUUGGAACAUACAAGGGUGAUCUUGCUAAAGUAGUUGAUGUGGAUAAUGUACGGCAGAAAGUUACGGUGAAAUUAAUCCCAAGGAUUGACUUGCAGGCUCUUGCAAAUAAAUUGGAAGGGAGAGAAGUUCCAAAGAAGAAGGCAUUUGUGCCGCCUCCUCGAUUUAUGAAUAUUGACGAAGCUAGGGAACUUAAUAUUCGUGUAGAACGUAGGCGAGAUCCAAUGACUGGUGAAUACUUUGAGAAUAUUGGUGGGAUGUAUUUUAAAGAUGGUUUCCUGUAUAAAACAGUAUCCAUGAAAUCCAUCAGUGUUCAAAAUAUAAAACCUACUUUUGAUGAACUUGAAAAAUUUCGAAAGCCUGGUGACAAUGGAGAUGGUGAUGUAGCUAGUUUGUCAACUUUAUUUGCAAAUAGAAAGAAGGGCCAUUUCAUGAAGGGUGACCCAGUUAUAGUUAUCAAGGGGGAUCUGAAGAAUUUGAAGGGCUGGGUUGAAAAGGUUGAGGAAGAGAAUGUCCACAUCAGACCAGAAAUGAAGGGCCUUCCUAAAACACUUGCUGUCAAUGAAAAGGAGCUCUGCAAGUACUUUGAACCUGGAAAUCAUGUGAAGGUUGUCUCUGGGACAAAGGAAGGGGCAACUGGUAUGGUUGUCAAGGUUGAGCAACAUGUGCUCAUUAUUUUGUCUGACACCACAAAGGAACAUAUCCGUGUUUUUGCUGAUGAUGUUGUGGAAAGCUCUGAGGUAACAACUGGUGUAACAAAGAUUGGAGAUUAUGAGCUUCACGAUCUUGUGCUGUUAGAUAACAAUAGCUUUGGUGUAAUUAUACGUGUAGAGAGUGAAGCAUUUCAGGUUCUUAAGGGAGUUCCAGAGAGGCCAGAUGUUUCUCUGGUCAAAUUGAGGGAGAUCAAAUGUAAGAUAGAUAAAAAGUUUAACGUGCAAGACAAAUAUAGGAAUACUGUCUCUGUGAAAGAUAUCGUUAAGAUCCUUGAGGGUCCUUGCAAGGGCAAGCAAGGCCCCGUAGAACAUAUAUACAAGGGAGUCUUGUUCAUUUAUGAUCGACAUCACCUUGAGCAUGCUGGUUUCAUAUGUGCUAAAUCCAAUUUUUGUUGUAUUAUCGGAGCUUCACGUGCCAAUGGUGAUAGAAAUGGUGAUUCUUACUCAAAAUUUGGAAGUUUCAAAGCUCCACCACGUAUACCCCAAUCACCAGGUAGAUUUUCCAGGGGCGGCCCUCCAAAUGAUUCUGGAGGAAGGCACAGAGGGGGAAGAGGAGGGCAUGAUGCUUUAGUUGGUACUACAAUAAAAAUUCGCCAGGGCCCUUUCAAGGGUUACCGUGGACGUGUUGUGGAUAUAAAAGGUCAAUUAGUUCGGGUUGAGUUGGAAUCCCAAAUGAAGGUUGUUUCAGUUGAUCGCAAAUUCAUAUCUGAUAAUGUUGUUGUUUCAACACCUUACCGUGAUACGUCUCGAUAUGGUAUGGGAAGUGAAACUCCAAUGCAUCCUUCGCGAACUCCACUGCAUCCAUACAUGACACCUAUGAGAGAUCCUGGAGCAACACCUAUACACGAUGGCAUGAGAACUCCAAUGCGUGACCGAGCAUGGAAUCCUUACACACCAAUGAGUCCACCAAGGGACAACUGGGAAGAGGGGAAUCCUGCCUCCUGGGGAACUAGUCCACAGUAUCAGCCAGGAAGUCCUCGAACGUAUGAAGCACCUACACCUGGUUCAGGUUGGGCAAGUACUCCUAGUGGCAGUUAUAGUGAAGCUGGAACACCAAGAGAUAGUGGCUCAGCUUAUGCCAACGCACCAAGCCCUUACUUGCCAUCAACUCCUGGUGGUCAGCCAAUGACACCAAGCUCAGCAUCCUAUCUUCCUGGAACACCUGGAGGGCAACCAAUGACACCUGGAACUGGUGGUCUUGAUGUUAUGUCUCCAGUAAUAGGUGCAGAAAAUGAUGGACCGUGGUUCAUGCCAGAUAUUUUGGUUAACAUACGGAGAUCAGGAGAGGAAACUGUGGGAGUUAUCCAAGAGGUGCUACCGGAUGGCUCUUGCAAGGUGGCCCUGGGAUCAAGUGGCAAUGGCGAAACAGUAACAGCCCUGUCUAAUGAAAUGGAGAUAAUACCACCAAGGAAAAAUGACAAGAUCAAGAUCAUGGGUGGUGCUUUACGCGGAGUCACUGGCAAGUUGAUUGGUGUAGAUGGCACAGACGGAAUUGUUAGGAUGGAUGACAGUCUUGAUGUCAAGAUUUUGGAUUUGGUUAUACUGGCAAAACUACCAUGAUGAAAUUGCAAUAAAAUUAAAAUUCACAUUGUAUAUUAUUUCUUUCAUUAUUAUUAUUAUUAUUAUUAUCAAAUUUUGAGAGCAUCCUUCUAGGUGGGUCUCCUGUAUUCACAAUGUUCUUUUAGCCUUAUUGAAAGAUGACCGAAAGAGGUCAUGCUAACUUGCUAUUUUAUACUUUUUAGGGUUUCAUCUCCUUUCAUAGAGGCUUUAAAGUACUGAAGAGAGUAGAUUUAUAACAGGGUAGUAAGGAAAACCGAUACAAACAUUCUUGAUAUCUAAUGGUCACAACUAGAUAUUGGGAAAUAAAACAUUUUUAUUCAUGUAUAUUUGUAUUUUUUUUUCACAAACUAGAAUAUAGCUUUUGAAACUUC